UACAUUUCUACCCACAACAUAGACCAGAAACUGCUCAACCAAAGCAAGCUUUUUUCAUCUGCUUCUGUUGUUUAAGCCAUUUACUACUCUAAGAUUCAGAAACAAUGGUGGACGAGUUCUCUUGAGUGCCUGGCCCAGCUUUUAUGGGAUGAGAGCAAGAAUUGCACUGGAAGAGAAGGGUAUCAGCUACCAAUACAGGGAAGAGAACCUAGUCGAAAAGAGCCCUUUUCUGCUGGAAAUGAACCCAAUUCAUAAGACGAUCCCUGUAUUGGUCCAUAAUGGGAAACCCAUCUGCGAAUCCCUCGUUAUUGUUCAAUACAUUGAUGAGACUUGGAAAGACAAAUCUCCUUUGUUGUCUUCUGAUCCUUACCAACGAUCCCAGGCCAGAUUCUGGGCUGAUUACUCUCUCUCUCUCUCUCAUGUUGCAAACAGAAUAUGGACUACAAAGGGAGAAGAACAAGAGGCAGCUAAGAAAGAAUUAAUAGAGGUCAUGAAGGUUUUGGAAGGAGAGCUUGGAGACAAACUUUACAUUGGUGGUGAAAGUUUUGGAUUCUUGGAUUUAAGCCUUGUGCCUUUCUGCAGCUGGUUUUACACCGUGGAAAAAAGUGUCAACUUCAGCACAGAAGCUGAGUGCCCAAAGCUGAUUGCUUGGGCCAAGAAGUGCAUGGAGAGGGAGGGUGUGGCCAAGUCCCUACCUGAGCCACAAAAGGUCUACAACUUCGCUAUGGAACUCAAGAAGAAGAUGGGUUUAGAGCAGAAAAGAAAGAAAAGUUCAGAGUGUUCAAAUUUAGAAUUAGCGAGCUUCUCUUGCAAGAGGAGAUACCGAACAUCGUGGCGGUCAAACUUAAAAGAUUCUCGCCCUGGAGCGCUCGUGACUCCGGUCAUCUCGAGAUCGAUGGCGACACAAUCAGCAUCUCGAACAUGGCCUCAGAGAUCUUUGAGGGUGGAAUCAAAUUUAUUUUUGUCACUUUCUUCAAAGCGAAGGGCGAAUCUUGCAGAGGAGUAG
This is a messenger RNA of Macadamia integrifolia, 1006 nucleotides long. RefSeq names its product probable glutathione S-transferase parA. Gene Ontology annotation, cellular component: cytoplasm. The record is from RefSeq and is a predicted model, not a curated record. Gene Ontology annotation, biological process: glutathione metabolic process. The transcript is spliced from 3 exons. The coding region runs from base 149 to 1006 and encodes 285 amino acids. Gene Ontology annotation, molecular function: glutathione transferase activity. NCBI's taxonomy places the organism in Eukaryota, Viridiplantae, Streptophyta, Magnoliopsida, Proteales, Proteaceae.